Enterobius vermicularis (human pinworm) is the source of this 558-nucleotide messenger RNA. Lineage: Eukaryota; Metazoa; Nematoda; Chromadorea; Rhabditida; Oxyuridae. The record is from the annotation of a GenBank genome assembly.
AUGAUAAAAAAACCUCGAGAACAAAAGUCUUCUGGUUGGGGCGACUGGCUUGGAUGGUCGGCAUGUGUUGGGCAAAUUGAUGGAACAGUACAGAGAAGAAGUCGAGAAUGCUUAAGUGAAACGUGUCAGGGUAAACGUGAGGAAACACGGCACUGCAACCGAUAUUCGACUAAUCCUCAGACUCCCGACGCAGAUGCACCUAUCGAAUCUCAAUGGGGACAAUGGGGCGCUUACGGGCCCUCGCAUCUUGCGGUGGAGGUUUUCAAACUCGAACAAGAUUAUGCUAUGAACAUUGCCCUGGUUGUGCCUGCGAUGGACCAUCAGCUGAACAAAGACCAUGCAACACGCAAAGUUGUUGCACAUGGACGGCAUGGACCUCCUGGAGUCAAUGUACUGUUACCUGUGGUGAUACGGGUUAUAUUUACCGAACAAGACAGUGUACAUGCCAAGAAUGUCCCGAAGGACAUUCAAGUGAGCAAACCGGAUGUCAGACGAUUGUUCCGUGUAACAUCAGAAGGCGAAUAUGCACAUUUCAGCUGUUUCGAGGAUUUCCGUUGA